Molecule: messenger RNA, 3586 nt
Organism: Aquila chrysaetos chrysaetos
Lineage: Eukaryota; Metazoa; Chordata; Aves; Accipitriformes; Accipitridae
Gene: NAMPT
Product: nicotinamide phosphoribosyltransferase
Exons: 12
Coding region: 104-1603 (499 amino acids)
Biological process (GO): NAD+ biosynthetic process
Molecular function (GO): nicotinamide phosphoribosyltransferase activity
Source: RefSeq, a predicted model, not a curated record
CUCCUCUCUCCCCCCCCGCCCCCCGCACCGAGCGCCUGGCGGCGGCGGCGGCGCGGCGCAGUCCUGUCCGUGCUGGCGGCGGCGCCUCCCCGGGCUCGGCGACAUGGAGUGCGCUGCGGCGGGGGCCGAGUUCAACAUCCUCCUCGCCACCGACUCCUACAAGGUUACACACUACAAGCAAUACCCACCUAACACAAGCAAAGUAUAUUCCUACUUUGAAUGUCGUGAAAAGAAGACUGAAAAUUCCAAAUUAAGGAAAGUGAAAUAUGAAGAAACUGUUUUUUAUGGUUUGCAGUACAUUCUGAAUAAAUACUUAAAAGGUAAAGUGGUGACCAAAGAGAAAAUCAGGGAAGCCAAAGAAGUAUAUAGGGAGCAUUUUCAAGAUGAUGUCUUCAAUGAAAAGGGAUGGAACUAUAUUCUGGAGAAAUACGAUGGCCAUCUUCCUAUAGAAAUAAAGGCUGUUCCUGAGGGCUCUGUAAUUCCCAGAGGAAAUGUUCUUUUCACAGUAGAAAACACAGAUCCAGAGUGCUACUGGCUCACAAAUUGGAUUGAGACUAUUCUUGUGCAGUCAUGGUAUCCAAUCACAGUGGCUACAAACUCUAGAGAGCAGAAAAAGAUUUUGGCCAAAUAUUUGCUAGAGACUUCUGGCAGCUUAGAAGGACUGGAGUAUAAACUGCAUGACUUCGGCUACAGAGGAGUUUCUUCACAAGAGACUGCAGGAAUAGGAGCUUCAGCUCAUUUGGUGAACUUCAAAGGAACAGACACUGUAGCAGGAAUUGCAUUAAUUAAAAAGUACUACGGUACAAAAGAUCCAGUUCCAGGAUAUUCUGUUCCAGCUGCUGAACACAGUACCAUAACAGCUUGGGGGAAAGAUCAUGAAAAAGAUGCUUUUGAACACAUAGUGACACAGUUUUCUUCAGUGCCUGUAUCUGUGGUUAGUGACAGCUACGACAUUUACAAUGCUUGUGAAAAAAUAUGGGGUGAUGACUUAAGGCAUAUAAUUGAAGCCCGAAGUCCAGAGGCACCACUUAUUAUUAGACCAGAUUCUGGGAAUCCCCUUGACACUGUUUUAAAGGUCUUGGAGAUCUUAGGGAAGAAGUUCCCCAUUACAGAGAACUCAAAAGGCUACAAAUUGCUGCCACCAUAUCUCAGAGUUAUUCAAGGGGAUGGUGUGGAUAUCAACACAUUGCAAGAGGGGAUGCUGGUAGAACAGAUUGUGGAGGGAAUGAAGAAGAAUAAAUGGAGUAUUGAGAAUAUUGCCUUUGGAUCUGGUGGAGCUUUGUUGCAGAAACUAACCAGAGAUCUCUUAAACUGCUCCUUCAAGUGUAGUUACGUGGUGACCAACGGUCUCGGGGUAAAUGUCUUCAAGGAUCCGGUUGCCGAUCCAAACAAAAGGUCAAAGAAAGGACGACUGUCGUUGCAUAGGACACCUGCUGGAGAUUAUGUGACGCUUGAAGAAGGCAAGGGAGAUCUUGAAGAGUAUGGACAGGAUCUCCUUCAUACAGUAUUUAAGAAUGGAAAGGUAACGAAGUCAUAUUCAUUUGAUGAAGUAAGACAAAAUGCCAGGCUGAAGAACAGUGAACUAGAAAUGGCGUCUCACUAAGUUUCAUUCCAUGUCUGUGUAUGUGUGUGUGUAACAAGUAUGUACUGCAUAGCUACUGGGUUUAUUGUACAGAUUUGUGUGUUUGUGUUUUAUGACAUUGUAGCCAAAUUAUUUGUUGGUUUAUGGACAUACUGCCCUAUCUUUUGCCAGUCUUUAGAAAAGAUGAAAUCAGGAAAUGGUACUUACAUUGUAAAACAUAUUUAAUGCUAAAGUGUGCUUUUUAGGGCCCUUUGCCAGUAGUGAUUCAAUCUGGUAUUGAUCUUUUCACAAAUGAGACAGAGCUGAGAAACUUUUUUAUAUAUAACAGAAUAUCACAAAAUGGAUUUACAUAAAAUUAUCAUGAUUGCUUUAUGUUUAUAUUUAACUUGUAUUUUUGUACAAACAAGAUUGUGUAAAAUAUAUUUAAAGUUUCAAUAAUUAAGUCUUUCCAACUUUUCAUGAUUUUUAUGAGCACAGACUUUCAAGAAAAUAUUUGGGGGGGGGAAAUCCAUUGCCUUUUGUCCAUUAAUCAGCAAAUAAAACAUGGCCUUAAAGUUUAUUGUGACAUUGUACCAUUUGAUGACUAAAAUCAGGACUCGUAUCUCCUUAAGAACCCAUAGAAUUGCUGACCUCACUGUUUCUUGUAGUUGUCUGUAUUAGUAAAUCUGCAUUGAAGAAAAUGACUGUUCUUACUAGAAGGUUUAGGUACUACAGACCUUGCUGGCACGGUAAGGUAUGUAAAUGAAAUGCCAAAUUUGAAAGGAUUCUCUACUGCAACUUAACUUGCCAAGUCUAUCCCACUUGGCAUAUGCACCUCAAUAUUUUAAGAAUAAAGUUUUUAAGAGAUCUCCUCUUCCACUAUAGAAUAUAUGUGUAAAAUACUGAAAUAUGGAAGCGGUGUAUUUUAAAGUAAUUACACUUCUGGGUUUAUUUUUCAUAUACUGUAAGUGACAUGACUUUAAAGCAAAAUACUGGACUGGGUAGUGCACUUUUUUACUUUUUUGUAUUUUUUUCAUUGAUUUGCCUUUUGUCAGACUGGAUGUUAAAUUGUAAAAAUGUUUAACUAUUUUUGUUAACAACUUUAAUAAAAAUUUAUGCUAGCCAAACUCCUACAUGAAUGGCAGACCUGUUUCCCCUUCUCGCCCCGUCUCAUUGAGGUGAGGAGGGGCUUUUAUUUUGCAGAGGGUAACUAUAAAACAAUAUGUUUGAGAGAUACUUUUGAACUGUCUGCACUUGAUUGUAUUUGCUCUCUGCAUAUGCUUGAUUUGAAUAUCUGCUGGAAAACAAAACUGUUGAGGAUUUUAUUUGAGAAGCUAUGUAGUAACCUCUGAAAUGUUUGAUAGUACUGUAGGAUGGCUCUCGCUAGAAAAGUACCUCCCUUACUUAAAAACAACAGCAAAAGCAAACGGCUCCUGUGUUAUGCUGGUGAUCAACUAUCCGCCAAUGGCUUAAUAUACUGAUGUAAUUAAUGCUUCUAAUUAGUAAAUGAUGUUACAGAAAAUUGUUAGGGGUACUUUAAAAUAAUUUAAGCCUACAAAAUUUUAUAAACCGUUCUUUUGAAGGAAGACUGAAAAGCCAUACUUCAUUGUUCUUAUUCUCUCACCAAAAAGGGCCACAUCAAAGCACCCAUAAUAUUUCCAGGGUUUGUGGUUAAGAUGUUUAUGCCCAGUCUCAAUAGUUCUUGUUAAUAAAAACCUGUUUUCCACUUGUAGUGUAUGUAAUUAUACAUUUAAGUGAUGUAUUGUUUCAAAAAUAGUGCUUUAGUAAGACUCUAAAUGCUGACCUUUCACACUGAGGAACUGCCUUCCCUUUGCUAUUAAUGAUAUUGUUUGUAUUUGGCCAGGAAAGAUUUUAAAUCUGGACCUAGGAUCAGUAGCAGGUAAAUAGUACAGAGCCUAUUUCACUCCUCCACAUGUGUACUAGGGAAUUUUAUGAUGUAUGGUUUAAAAAACAAUAAAGUAAAUGCUGCUUUCAUUCUGUAUCAAUAAAAAAUUUUGAUAACUA